CCCGACUGGAUCUUCUCUUCUCGCCGCCCAGUCUCUCGAUCGAAUUUGAGCGUUUCUUCUUUUGAGGUACACGGCGAUCCGACCAAUCCCUCAAAAACCACGACAAUGGAAGGCGAUCAAGACACAUCAGAUUUCACGUUGGUCACAAGAAAGCCAUGCUUCGGUCUCCCAACAGCUUGCCCUAACUGCCUUCCCGCUUACAUAUACCUCAAACUAUCUCACCUUCCUUUUCAACUUGCCUUCAAUUCCACCUUCCCUGAUUCAGAAGAACUGCCAUACUUUGAAAGUGGGACAUAUGUUGCUUACAACAAUGAAGAUGGAGGGGUGAUUGAGAAACUGAAGAAAGAUGGGAUUGUUAAUCUUGACUCUCAGCUCCACUCUCUUCCGGAGUAUAUCUCCUUGAAGGCUCUUAUUGUAUCAUGGCUGCAAGAAGCGCUUACGUACGAGAUAUGGGUUGGUACCGAGGGAAUAUCUGCUUCUAAGAUCUACUACUCAGAUCUUCCUUGGGUGAUCAGCAAGGUCCUGUUUUAUAAGCAGACGUAUUUGGCCAAGAACCGUUUAGGACUCACCAAGGAAAACGCUGAGAGAAGAGAGAAACUGAUAUACAAGAGGGCAAGUGAGGCGUAUGAAGCUUUGUCGACUAGGUUAGGCGAGCAGAAGUUUCUCUUUGAGGAUAGGCCGUCGAGUUUGGAUGCUUUCUUUCUCUCACACAUACUUUUUACCAUCCAAGUAUUACCGGAAACAUCAGUGCUUCGGAGCAAACUUCUGGAACAUAGUAAUCUUGUGAAAUAUGCUGAGAAACUCAAGUCAGAGUUCAUUGAAGCGUCUUCAUCAUCUCCUUCUCCUCCGCUUCACUCAUUCCCUUCCUCAUUUUCAGGAAAGAGUUCGAAGCCAAAGAGCAAACCAAAGGCAGAGAAGACUGAAGAGGAGAAAAAGUUCAAGAAGAGAGCAAGAUUCUUUCUUGCUGCUCAGUUUCUCGCGGUUGUUAUUUACGUAUCCGUGAUGGGAGGCGUUAGUUCCGAUGAAAUGGAAUAUGAAGAUGAUGAUUAGUAACUAUCAGGCAAAGUCUUUACCCUCUUCUUUGUAGACUCGUUGACAAAAACAAACCAGUCAUUUCUCUCUUUUUGGCUCUGAAAGAGAUUCUAUUGGCUUUUGUGUUAAAUUAAUUGGUUUUAAGACAAUGUAUGAGCAGAUUGCCACCUCAAUAAUGAAAUUGGAAGACUCUUUGUUGUUCAUCCUCAAUAUCAACUGAACUAACUCUAUUUGUCUUACUAAUAAAAUGCAAAUCUCAUCCAUCUAAAAACUAUAUUUUGAUAGCAAAAGAUGAUAGCCAGAGACCUAACC
Molecule: messenger RNA, 1344 nt
Organism: Eruca vesicaria subsp. sativa (arugula)
Lineage: Eukaryota; Viridiplantae; Streptophyta; Magnoliopsida; Brassicales; Brassicaceae
Source: the annotation of a GenBank genome assembly